AUGAAUGCCACACCUUCUCUGCCGCAAUCUCUGCAGGUUGGUGAACCGAUUCCACCAGACAGACAACAUGUAGUCAGUUCUUCUUUGCCAACGUGGGAAUCUGUUGGUGCACUGGGUGCUGGUGAAGAUUGGCUCAUCUCACGACUUAAAGCUGGAUACCCACGGUUUUACAUCAAUUCAGAGAUCCGGGGAUUAAGUGAAGCUAUUUCAAAACGCCUUGGCCUUGCUGCAUUUGAGGGAGUGGCAUGUCUGGUUCUUCCCUCGCUGCCUAGCGCCGUUCGCUGCUUGAAGGCUUUACAAGAAGCGGGCACCCUGGAUGGCACGGUAACAUCGGUGCAAUUUUCCCACCCCGAGAAGAGUUCCCUUGAAGCUUCGUGGUUGGAAUUCUAUACUAUAGUUUAUCCUGUUGAGCAUUUUAGAACAGCUCUCACUUAUUGGACCGACUCUGGAGACGGUAUUUCAACUCGGCAUGCCGAAUUCUGCCUCGGAUGGCUUGACUAUUUGCAGUCUAAUUCAUCGAACGCCGCAUUUUGCACUUCUCCAGUCAAAAAACUGACUGUCAAGGGCGAGGAGAUUCCAAAGUUACAGACCUCUGGAAUUUUAGAGCGGGACUGUAUCAAGCAGGAUAUUGCAGUGCUCCUCCUGUCAGAGAAACACGGCCAAGUCCCAGUCUCUCCGACAGACGUAUUUCUCUAUCCCUCAGGAAUGUCCGCCAUUAAUGCAGUUGGGCGGACCGUGAGUAGUCUGGGAAUCAACUCAGGCGUUGUCGCUUUUGGGUUGCUGUACAAGGAAACUAUCAAGGUUUUGGAGCAUCGCUGGCCAGAUAUUACUAUCUACAAAGAUGGUGGAGACGAAGAUGUCAAUCACCUUGAAGCCUCGCUGAAAGCCGGGGAGCAGAUCACCGCUCUUUGGAUCGACGUACCCUCAAACCCGAUGCUUGUCACGCCCGAUAUGCCACGCCUUCGCCGCCUAGCAGAUGAAUACCAUUUCCUUGUUCUUGUUGACGAUACCGUGGGCACAUUUGCAAAUGUGGAUGUCCUGCCUUACGUGGAUGUCCUUAUGACUAGCUUGACAAAAAUGUACAGUGGAUACUGCGAUGUGAUGGGGGGCAGUGUUGUUGUCAAUCCACAGUCACCCCACCAUGAUAGACUGCAUUACCAGUUGACGGUCUCCUAUGAAGAAACGUUCUUCCCUGGUGACGUUGCUGUUCUCUACAGUAACUCCCAGGACUUUCUACACCGUCUGCAGGCUACGAAUAGCAACGCUGAAAUAGUCGCAGCUAAACUGGCCUCACAUCCUGCUGUGGAAAGAGUGUACUACCCGUCUUUAAUCACAAAAAAUCAUUAUGACCGUAUUCGACGCCGCGAUGGUGGCUAUGGUCAUUUGCUGAGCAUUGUCUUCCGAGACAAUGAUACAGCCAUUCGGUUCUAUGACGGAGUGAAUAUAUUCAAAGGUCCCAGUUUUGGGAUGACCUUUAGUAUUUUGAUUGCCUACGCUCAAUUGGCAACAAAAGACAAACAGCCUCGUCAAGAAGAGCUCGGCGUUCCAAGCCAUCUGGUGAGAAUCAGUAUAGGAAUGGAGGACGUGGAUAUCCUUUUACAAACGCUCUUCCAAGCCAUUAAGGAAGCCGAAAUACGAGACUAA
Molecule: messenger RNA, 1644 nt
Organism: Penicillium angulare
Lineage: Eukaryota; Fungi; Ascomycota; Eurotiomycetes; Eurotiales; Aspergillaceae
Product: Pyridoxal phosphate-dependent transferase major region subdomain 2
Exons: 5
Coding region: 1-1644 (547 amino acids)
Biological process (GO): transsulfuration
Molecular function (GO): pyridoxal phosphate binding; cystathionine gamma-synthase activity
Source: RefSeq, a predicted model, not a curated record